Molecule: messenger RNA, 666 nt
Organism: Lactuca sativa (garden lettuce)
Lineage: Eukaryota; Viridiplantae; Streptophyta; Magnoliopsida; Asterales; Asteraceae
Product: non-specific lipid transfer protein GPI-anchored 3
Biological process (GO): lipid transport
Molecular function (GO): lipid binding
Source: RefSeq, a predicted model, not a curated record
CUUUUUCAAUCGUCAACCAAUCGCAAUCCUUCUAACUUUUAGAGAGAGUGAGAGAAAAAAUCCUCCACACACAGAUGGCUUCUUCUUUCUUACUCACGGUGGUGGUUGCGCUCAUGGUGAUGUCUGUAUCCGUGUCGACGGCACAGGCGCAGGCAGAGUGUGCGUCGAAGCUAGUCCCGUGCGCUCAGUACCUCAACGCCACCACAAAGCCGCCCAACACCUGUUGCGAUCCGAUCAAGGAGGCGGUGGCCACCGAUCUACAAUGUCUGUGUAACCUCUAUGAGAAUCCUGCCUUCUUGUCUGGAAUCGGAAUCAAUAUUGAUCAGGCACUUCGUCUUCCUCAAUUGUGUGGAAUCCCCUCUGACACUAGCGCCUGUAACACUACUGCUCAAUCUCCAGCUGGAUCCACAACUCAAACUCCACCAGGUAGGACCCCUGGGGCUGGGGGUGGAAACGGUGUAGGUAAAAUUGCUUCAAGUGGGGUUAUUGGUUUACUAUUGAUUUCGGCUUGCAUGAUGUUAUUCUAAGUUGGGAGUUGUAGAAAUGUCUUCAUAUAUGAUUAAUUGUUGUGACAUCAUAUGUUAUAUAAUUCUUGGUGUAAAAACCAUAUAUAUUUAUUUAUGGUUCUUAUGAGUGUAAUUUAAUAAAUCAAGGCUAUUAGUUUCC